CACAGAGGAGGUUUAUUACUGGAGGGCAGGAAUGAAGGAAGGGGGUGGGGAGGAUCCGCAGAUGGGGGAAACAAAGGACAACUGUGAUGGAGAAAAUUAGAGGGUGCUAUAGCCGGGAGCAGAACAAUGAGGCGGAUGGUCACUGUGUGCCUAGAGAAUGGGUAUUACCGAAGGACAAAUAGGGGUGAGAGAACUAAGAUGGGGAGACGCAGAGGGAGUUGAACUGGAGAAAAACAAUGGGGUAACUGAGGCUGGGAUUUGCACGUAAUCUCGAAUUGGCUGUGAGCAGCUUUAGGGCUGGGAUCGCCGUGGUUGUGGGGUUUUAAGGUUUUUUGCUUUUCUGUGGAUCGUCCCCACCCCCGCUUAGCGCAGUGCCCGGCACAGAGCCAGCGCUUAAUGAAUGCUUGUUGAUUAUACCUAGAGGAAUCUACGUGAGACAGGCAGCAAUUGGGAUUGGGGGUGUGGAGGGAGAGAGAUCGCUGGCGAGAGGGACCUCUUGGUGCCCUGGAAAAGGGACAUGGGACGGGCCCUUUGGGGCGACGCGGCAGCGAGCAGAGGAGGAGCAGGGGGAGGUCCGCAAGGGGAUCCGGCGCGGGCGGGCACACAGGAGCUACGACUGCGCCCCGCGCGUCCGGGAUUUGACCGCGGUCGAGCUUAAUCUCCGAUCGCGGAGGGUCCAGCUUUCGGACGCAGACAUUCGCGAGGCGACCUCCUGCUCGUCUCGGGAGAUGCUCCCCGCGAGACGCCCCCGUCGCCCCUCGACAGACCCGGCUCGGCUGGGGAGGAUCCCCGGGGGAAGCUGUUGGAAGAGGAGACGGGGGUGCCUUCCUCCUCGGCCGCGGCGGCCUCCGGAAGACACAGGCACCGCGGCCUCCGCUGGGUCUAGUUCGGGGUGGCCGGGCUCCGGCCUCGCCGGGAGAGCGGGGCUGCAAAGAGCCCCCUCGGCAGCUAUGACGCCGAGUGGGGCGGGGCUAGGGGCGGGACGAGCUCAGGUGAGCACACGGGAGAGAGGGGCGGGGAGCGGUGAGGCGGGGCUCUGGGCGGGGAGGCCAAUCCGAAAAGGACCAGGCCCCCCGUUGCCUGGAGACAGGCCCCGCCCAGCAGGCGGCACCGGAAGUGGCUGGCCGGGCUCAGCCUUUAAGAUGGCGUCUCCUCAGGGGGGCCCGAUGGCGAUCGCGAUGCGGCUGCGGAACCAGCUUCAGUCUGUGUACAAGAUGGACCCGCUGCGGAACGAGGAGGAAGUCCGAGUGAAGAUCAAGGACCUGAACGAGCACAUCGUCUGCUGUCUGUGCGCGGGCUACUUCGUGGAUGCCACGACCAUCACGGAAUGUCUGCACACCUGUGAGGGUCCUCCCCCGCCCUUGUCCCUCCCCGCCCCGCGCCCUCCCAGCAGGACUCGGCCCUCCCGCAGCCCAGGGGACCGGUGGGAUGGACGGAGCUGCCUGCGGGCGGAUCCUUCCUGCUCCGGGGCCUCUCCCCCAGCGCCCCUUCACCGGGUGAGGGAGGGACGGGGGCUGCAAGGUGUGUGGCCUCUCUCCCCCCCCAGUCUGUAAGAGUUGCAUAGUGAAGUACCUGCAGACCAG
This is a messenger RNA of Antechinus flavipes (yellow-footed antechinus), 1583 nucleotides long. RefSeq names its product polycomb group ring finger 1 (gene PCGF1). Gene Ontology annotation, biological process: negative regulation of transcription by RNA polymerase II. Gene Ontology annotation, molecular function: promoter-specific chromatin binding. The transcript has 2 exons. The record is from RefSeq and is a predicted model, not a curated record. Gene Ontology annotation, cellular component: PRC1 complex. The coding region runs from base 729 to 1553 and encodes 274 amino acids. NCBI's taxonomy places the organism in Eukaryota, Metazoa, Chordata, Mammalia, Dasyuromorphia, Dasyuridae.